AUGGCGCAGCUGCCGCCCAGGAUCCCGACCGCGGUGCACCACUGGCCGGAGGGGGGCCAGCACGGCGCGGCAGCGGCGUGGGCCGAUGACUUCGCCGAGUUCGCGGCGUCGCGGCGGGGCGCGCACCGGAGGUCGCUGAGCGACUCGGUCGCCUUCGUCGAGGUGGCGCCCGCGGACGGCGCGGCCGGCGAGUUCGACAGGCUGGACGACGACCAGCUCACGUCCAUGUUCCCCGACGAGGCCGGGGGCGGCGGCGGGUCGUCGUCCGCGCCGGGGUCCGAGAACGGCGGCAGCAGCGACAGCGACGGCGACAAGCGUGUCGGUGGUGCCCCGGCGGGAGGCACCCCCACGGGUAACGGCAAUGCCUGCGACGGCGAGCAGAAUGAAGCCGCGGGCGACGCACAGGCGCCGGCGGCGGGGCAAGCUGCCGCCGCCUCCACGGAGCUGAUCCGGGACCCCAAGAGGGUGAAGAGGAUCCUUGCCAAUCGGCAGUCAGCUCAGAGGUCGCGGGUGAGGAAGUUGCAGUACAUCUCCGAGCUCGAGCGCAGCGUCACGACACUGCAGAACGAGGUGUCCGUGCUGUCUCCCCGCGUGGCAUUUCUGGAUCAACAACGGACCAUACUGACCGUCGGCAAUAGCCACCUCAAGCAGCGGAUCGCAGCUCUUGCUCAGGACAAGAUUUUCAAGGACGCUCAUCAAGAGGCGUUGAAGAAGGAGAUCGAGAGGCUGCGCCAGGUCUACGAGCAGCAGAACCUCAAGAUGUCAGCCGGUGCUGCUGCUUCUGACCACGGGCCGCCGCCACCGGUGCGCGCAGAGAAAGAGCUCAUGAGCUAA
Molecule: messenger RNA, 834 nt
Organism: Miscanthus lutarioriparius
Lineage: Eukaryota; Viridiplantae; Streptophyta; Magnoliopsida; Poales; Poaceae
Source: the annotation of a GenBank genome assembly